GAACAAGAAAACAGCAUCAUUGGAGAUCUACUGUUUAGAGAAGAAUGGAUAUAAGAAGCUAAGAAAAUAGUGUAUGAGAUGUGGAUGAAAAGGGAAGACGGAGGAACUUGAACGAUUGAAAAUUGAAACAAGAUAAGGAAGCACCGUUGCAAAGGGUUACGCUUCCCGACCAACACCAGAACCAGACCAAAAGCUGAGCACGCCACAUCAGUUACUCAGCAAGGGAGGGAAAAGUUACUUGGCCGAGGCGGAGGCAUGCAUAGGACCCAUAACUAACCAUCAUGACUGAACAGCAGGAGCCCACAGUGCGCGAGAGGGUGGUGGAGCUGCUCAACACUGCAGCCUUCCAGCCCUCAGAAAAGGAGAAGAUAGCAACCUUGGCCAAAGUGCAAGAGCUCAUCAUCCACCUUGAUCCACAGCUCCUUGACUCCUUCUUUGAGGACGUUGCAGCAUUCCAGAAAGAUAGAAAUUCAGAUGUCCGAAAGUUUGUAGUUGGAUUCAUAGAGGAAGCAUGCAAGAAAGAUGUUGCCAUGCUGCCCCGGCUGGUGCCCAACAUGCAGCUGCUUGUGAUGGACGAGGCAGUGUCAGUGGUGAAGCGAGUGGUGCAGGCAGUCGUACAGCUGCACCGUGCUACCUUGGCCUGGCUAGCUGCUGCACGCACCACUACCCCAGAGAUGGAGCAAGUGUGGCUUAUCAUCACCACAAUGAAGAAUACAAUCCUCACCAUGAUUGACCAUGACAAUGAUGGAGUGCGGACACAGGCCAUCAAGUUCCUUGAAGCAUUGGUGCUGCUGCAGACCUACACAGAACCAGAUUCAAUAACACGAGAAGGGGAGUUCAAUCUGGAUCAUGUGCCACUCACACUCAAAGUUGCUCGGCCCAGAAAGCUUGAAGAGGAAGCAAGGAUGGUCCUGGGCAAACUGCUGGCUUUCCAGGGUUCUAUUCACAUUAGUUCAGUGAACCUGAUGACAUGCAUGUCCUCCCUGACCAUCAUUGCCCGUGCCCGCCCACAGUUUCUUGGCAAAGUGGUCAAUGCCCUGGAGAUCCUACAUGCCAACCUCCCACCUACCCUCACCAAAUCUCAAGUGAACAGUGUUAGGAAGCACCUGAAGAUUCAAAUGCUCAACUUGCUGAAACACCCAGCCUCUUAUGACUACCACUAUAACAUCACUACUGUCCUUAGUGACUUGGGCAUCUCUUCAUCAGAGGUUAACAAGGCCAUGCCAUCGAAGGAAUCCAUCAGGAAGAGAGUGCGGAGAGACAAGAUUGGAGAAGAAGUGGUGGAAACAGCUCCCAAAAAGCCCCGUGUUGAAAAAGAAGAGAAGAAGGGCAAGGUGGAGGAAACACCUCCUGCAAUUGUAGAGAAGACCUCAGCCCUUGACAUAACACAGCGAUGGUUGGUGGAGAAGCUGACUCCAGAAAAUGUAUCUAAUUUGGUUUUAGUUUCCAUGCUGAAUCUGCCAGAUGAAAUGCCAGCACUCUUCAGUGCUGGGUACAGCCCCAUCACAGCAGCUGGCACCCAAGCCCAAAUCCAGCAUGUGGCUCGCUUACUGUCCUCACAGCUCACUGCAGCAGGGGUGGGCCCUGGGGCAGAGCAAGUUAAGGAUGAUGAGAUGAAAGGUGGCUUUGACAGUGAUGAUGAGAGCAACAUCUCCCGGUUGGUUGGUGGCAGAGUGCUGCAGGAGGAGUCUGUGCAGAGUGGUCCAUUGUUGGUGCCUGCUGGACUGGCGACACGAGGGACAAGACAGAAAGCCAAGACUAUGAAACUGGAAGAAGUCACAAAACCAAUGAAUACUGCAGCAAAUGCAACGAUGCAACAGCUUCUGUUAAAGCGCCUCCUACGGUGUCACAAAACUCACUUGCUGGGGUCUGGUGCCAAAGAGUGUCUCCAAAUUCUAACAGUUCUGACUGGCUCCUUAUCACCUGUUGAAUGUGCAGAACUGGAGGACUUUUUGCUGGAAGACAUGACAAACAACUAUGACCUGCUCUUCUCGUGGCUAUAUUCUGAGUAUGCCACCAACCAUGACCUCUCGCAGGUCAACCGCUUCAUAGCCACUGCAGGAAAAAAGGAAAAAGAGAAACAGUAUGAUGACGUCCUGAGUAGUAUAGUGAUGAAAACUCUAGCCAAGGAAGCAAGCAAGGAAAGAGAUGAGUUUCUUUCCCGAUUAUUUCUGGAAGCACCACAUGUGCCUGAGGAACUCAUCACAUCAUUGCUCAGAUGUGGCAGUCAGGGUGUUGACUCCAUUCUGGUUGUGGCCAACACACUGAAGGAUAUAGCACAAUGGAGACCGCCAUCCUCCAGACCUGCCCUCGAGGUCCUGGCCUUAUUAGCUACCCAUGACCAAGAGACAGUGCGUGAGCAAGUGAUGCCUAUACUUGUUGAACUGUGUGAUCAGGAAAACUUCAGAGAAAUUGUGGCACAGUCUGCCACACAGUUCCUCAAAUACUUACUUUUGGAUGCACCUCCAGAAGCCCUUUGGUCCCAUAAUUUGGGUCGCCCUUUACAGCCUAUGGAGUGGACAGAGUCAUCUGUCAAAGCCUGCCUCUAUUUGUAUCUGGCCUUGCUGCCACUCAAUCAGUCCAUGAUCCAUGAUCUAGCACAGGUCUAUGUAAAGACAGUGAAUGAAGCCAAGCGGUCAAUCCUUCGCUUGUUGGAGGGCCCCAUCCGUCACAUGGGCAUGGAAUCCCCUCAGCUACUCAAGCUGGUGGAGACUUGUCCUAAGGGUGGAGAGACUCUCAUUACCCGUAUUAUUCACAUCCUUACAGAAAAAGCCCCUCCUAGUGAAGCUCUGGUGUGUCGUGUACGAGAACUCUACAACAGAAGAGUUUCAGAUGUGCGCUUCCUAAUUCCUGUUCUGACAGGGCUCAGCAAAAAGGAAGUGAUUGCAGUUUUGCCAAAGCUAAUCAAGUUAAACCCACAUGUUGUGAAAGAGGUAUUCAACAGAUUAUGGGGCGUGACGCUAGACACUGGAGCAUCCCCGCUUACUCCUGUUGACCUCCUGGUGGCACUUCAUCUCAUUGAUAGCGAUAAGUGUGAUGUGAAAACAGUAAUUAAAGCAACUGGACUUUGUUUUGGAGAAAGGAACAUUUACACAGCAGAAGUAUUGGCCUUUGUCCUGCAACAACUGAUGGAGCAACCCACCUUACCCACCCUCUUCAUGCGCACUGUCAUCCAAACCCUCACUCAUUAUCCCAAACUACUUGGCUUCAUAAUGAAUGUGCUCCAACGUCUAAUAUCUCGUCAAGUGUGGAAGCAGAGAAAGGUAUGGGAAGGGUUUAUCAAAUGCUGCCAGAGAGCAGGUGCCCAAAGCUUCACAGUACUGCUCCAGCUCCCUCCUCCUCAGCUCACCGAUGUGUUCUCCGUAGCUCCUGAUCUGCGUUCUAGACUCUUAUCCCACAUUGCAACACUUACAGAGAACCAGAGGGCACACAUUCCACCAAGUCUCAUGGAUGUCAUUGAAGGGAGAGUCUCCUCUGAACACCCACUUCCAGUCCCUCAUCCAAGUGAGGUUCCUCUUCCACCUGUUCCUGAGGCAUGAACGAGAAAACUGGCAAAUGGAUUGAGGUUCAUCCUUGAAGACAGACAGGCACAUGUAACUAGUUUAAUACAUAUUAUGACCAUCUAUGUGGGAGGAAGUUAAAAAUCAUAAUUAAAUAUCCCACUUAUGUAUGCUCUAGUUCUUAGCAUAAGGAAAGUCUAUCAUACAAAAUCUUACACUUGAAAUAUUAAAAAUCCAUUUGAAAAUAAAUGGUCAGAACAGAUGAUUCCUGUCAUUGAUAGAUAAGAGACCUACCAUGAGCACUUUAAUUGCUUGUAUUUUAACUUUUAAUAGCUUAAAUAGACGAUUAUAAUUUUGAUACAAAAA
Messenger RNA from Eriocheir sinensis (Chinese mitten crab), 3866 nucleotides. It is a transcript of the gene Sym, whose product is annotated as symplekin-like. The coding region runs from base 282 to 3539 and encodes 1085 amino acids. Gene Ontology annotation, cellular component: mRNA cleavage and polyadenylation specificity factor complex. The transcript has 21 exons. The record is from RefSeq and is a predicted model, not a curated record. Lineage: Eukaryota; Metazoa; Arthropoda; Malacostraca; Decapoda; Varunidae.